Messenger RNA from Cavia porcellus (domestic guinea pig), 3942 nucleotides. Its product is annotated as obscurin-like. Bases 180 to 3794 code for a protein of 1204 amino acids. The record is from RefSeq and is a predicted model, not a curated record. Gene Ontology annotation, molecular function: ATP binding; protein binding; protein kinase activity. The transcript has 15 exons. Gene Ontology annotation, biological process: protein phosphorylation. NCBI's taxonomy places the organism in Eukaryota, Metazoa, Chordata, Mammalia, Rodentia, Caviidae.
GGGCGGGUGUCUUGGAGCGGCCCCACAGCUGCCCAUCUCAGUGCAGAUGCCCAGGACUUCAUCAAGGCCACACUGCAGCAGGCCCCAGAGGCUCGACCCAGUGCCACACAGUGCCUCGCCCACCCCUGGUUCCUGGUUUGGGGACCCAGGGCUUCUGCCCAGCUGGUACCAUCCUCACUAUGGCUGCUCCCUGCUGCCCACAGACAUCUGUACCUGCUGAGGAAGCUCACUUUAUUAACACCAAGCAGCUCAAGUUCCUCCUGGCCCGCAGCCGCUGGCAGCGCUCUCUGAUGAGCUACAAGUCCAUCCUGGUCAUGCGGUCCAUCCCUGAGCUGCUCCAGGGCCCACCCGACAGCCCAUCCCUUGGUGUGGCCCGGCACCUACGCCCAGACACCAGCAGCUCCUCUAGCUCCUCAGCCUCCUCGGACUAUGAGCUGGCACCCUUCGCCCGGGCCAAGUCGCUGCCACCCUCUCCUACAACCCACUCCCCACUGCUGCACCCCCGGGGCUUCCUGCGGCCCUCGGCUAGCCUGCCGGAGGAAGCUGAGGCCAGUGCCACCCUCACAGCAACCCAGGAGGCAGUGUGCCCUCCAGCUGCGGGACCUCCAUCCCCUGGCUGUGUGCCCCGACACAGUGUCAUCCGCAGCCUGUUUUACCAGCAGUCAGACGAAGGCCCAGAGAGAGGGGCUGUGGCCAUAGGGGCCAGGCGGUAUGGGGUGCGACGGCGGCACCUGCUGAAGGGCGGGUACAUUGCACGGGCCCUACCUGGGCUGCGGGAGCCACUCCUGGAGCACCGCAUGCUGGAGGAAGAAGCUGCCCAGGAGGAGCAGGCUGCAGUGACCCGGGCGACUUCCUUUGAGUCCGCCUUGUGGCAGCCCAGCCCAGGCACCCAACAGGUUCCGGGCCGAAGCCGCUCCCUGGACCAUGACCCAUCCAGCACUGAGCACCCCACCCCAGAGGCCUGUGUUGAAGGGCGGUGUCCAUCCUCAGCCUUGUCCGGGCCGACUUGUGGGGUCUCUGCUGGGGACCCAGUGCACUCCAAGGAGGCUGGGCUACUCCCAUCUGCCAGUGGAGACUGGGGGCCCGCUCCAUGGGAUGAGCCACCAAGGGAGAACUGUGGAGGGUGCCCAGGGCCCAUCUGUUCCCCUGAGCUGGGUGGUCCUCCCCAGGAAGGCUGCGAGCUAACCUCAACACAGCCCCCUGGCCUGGUUCUAGCAAGCCCUCUGCCCAACUCCCGGACACUCCUGCCUGGGAGACCCUGUCCAGGCCCCUCCCUGGGUGCUGAAGAAUUGACCCAGCAAGCAGAGGGUCCACCAGACUCCACACCCCCUCAACAGCGGCCUCAGGAGCAGGCAACCACCCGGAAGUUUUCCUUGGGGUCCUGCCGAGGGGGCUAUGCAGGUGUGGCUGGCUAUGGGACCUUUGCCUUUGGCGGGGAUGCUGGAGGCAUGCUGGGCCAGGGUCCCCUGUGGGCCAGGAUGGCCUGGUCAGUGUCCCAGUCCUCAGAGGAGCGGGAAGAAGCUGCAGUUGAGCCCUCCCAGCCCCAGACUAGCCUGGGGUCUCCAAGGGCCUCCUCAGAGCUGCCCUCACAGGAGGAGGUGGAUCAGGUCUCCCUGGUGCAGAUUCGGGACCUGUCAGGGGAUGUGGAGGCAGCUGAUACCAUAUCCUUGGACAUUUCUGAGGUGGACCCUGCAUACCUCAACCUCUCCGACCUGUAUGACAUCAAGUACCUGCCCUUUGAGUUCAUGAUCUUCAGGAGGAUCCCUAAGCCCUCAGAGCCAGUGGAGCCACCCUCUCCAGAUAUGGAGGACCAAGAGGAGGAGCUGGCUAGGUUCCCAGAGGCCAUGUGGCCCUGCCCAGGCGAGCUGGGCCUACGUGUUGGCCUUGAGAUCACUGAGGAGGAGUCUGAUGACCUGGCGGCCCUGCUGGGAGAAGCGGCCACAGGCAGGAAGCGCAAGUGGUCACCCUCUGGGAGCCUCUUCCAGUUCCCAGCGGGGUGCUUGUCACCAGAAGAGCCCCCAGAGCUCGGGUUGCGCCAGAGGGUGAAAGCGUCCAUAGCCCACAUCUCCCGAAUCCUGAAGGGCAUGCAGCAAGGUGCCUCCUGCUGGGAGCUGCCACACCUGGGUUUUCCCCACCCUCUCAUGUCAGGGGCAGCUCAGCCCCUAGCCUCACCCCAUAGGCCUUUGCCUGGUCAAGAGAGGGAGGAGCCCUCUAGGAAGAAAGUAGGCCUAGCUUCCUUCCGAUUGUCAGGCCUGAAAGGCAGAGACCACGCGCCAACCUUCCUGAGGGAGCUCUCAGAUGAGGCUGUGGUCCUGGGACAAUCAGUGACGCUAGCUUGCCAGGUGUCAGCCCAGCCAGCUGCCCAAGCCACCUGGAGCAAAGAUGGCGCCAUCCUGGAGAGCAGUGGGCGCAUCCUCAUCUCUUCCACCCUGAAGAACUUUGAGCUGCUGACCAUACUAGUGGUAACAGCUGAGGACCUGGGCGAGUACACCUGUAGUGUGAGCAACCUGCUGGGGACAGCAGCCAGCAUGAGUGUUCUCCGGAAAGCAGAGCGCCCCUCGUCCUCCCCGCGCCCUGACAUCGGAGAGGUAUACGAAGAUGGAGUGCUUCUGGUCUGGAAGCCUGUGGAGUCCUGUGGCCCUGUGACAUACAUUAUACAAUGUUGCAUGGAAGGCGGCAGCUGGACCACACUGGCCUCCGACAUCUUUGACUGCUGCUACCUCACCAGCAAGCUGCCCCGGGGUGGUGUCUACACCUUCCGCACAGCAUGUGUCAGCAAGGCGGGCAUGGGACCCUACAGCAGCCCAUCAGAGCAGGUCCUCCUAGGAGGGCCAAGCCGCCUGGCCUCUGAGGAGGAGAGUGGUGGUGGUCGGCCAGCCCAGCCCCUGCCCAAUACCAAGACCUUCGCCUUCCAGAUGCAGAUCAGGAGGGGCCGCUUCAGUGUGGUACGGCAGUGCUGGGAGAAGGCCAGUGGUCGGGCACUGGCCGCUAAGAUUAUCCCUUACCAGCCUGAGGACAAGAUGGCAGUGCUCCAGGAAUAUGAAGCCCUCAAGAGACUGCACCAUCCACACCUGGCCCAGUUACACGCCGCCUACCUCAGCCCUCGGCACCUGGUGCUCAUCUUGGAGCUGUGCUCAGGGCCUGAGCUGCUCCCCGGCCUGGCUGAGAGGGCCUCCUACUCAGAGUCUGAGGUGAAGGAUUACCUGUGGCAGAUGCUGAGUGCCACCCAGUACCUGCAUGCCCAGCACAUCUUGCACCUGGACCUGCGGUCAGAGAAUAUGAUGAUUACAGAGUAUAACCUGCUUAAGGUUGUGGACCUGGGGAGUGCCCAGAGCCUCCACCAGGAAAAGGUGCUGCCCUCUGAGAGUUUCAAGGACUACUUGGAGACCAUGGCUCCGGAGCUCCUGGAGGGCCAGGGGGCUGUCCCACAGACAGACAUCUGGGCCAUCGGUGUGACAGCUUUCAUCAUGCUGAGCGCGGAGUACCCGGUGAGCGGCGAGGGAACCCGCGAUUUGCAGAAGGGGCUGCGCAAGGGGCUAAUCCGGCUGAGCCGCUGCUAUGCAGGGCUGUCGGGGGGCGCCGUGGCCUUCCUGCGGGGCACGCUGAGCACCCAGCCCUGGGCACGGCCAUGUGCCUCCAGCUGCCUGCAGAGUUCCUGGCUGACGGAGGAGGGUCCUCCCGGCGCCCGCCCUGCGCCGGUGGCCUUCCCCACCGCACGGCUGCGCGCCUUAGUGCGCGAGCGCGAGAAGCGGCGCGCGCUGCUGUACAAGAAACACCAACUGGCCGCUCGCUGACCGCCCAGCCUCACCGUGGACCCGGGCGGUCCUUGAGGUUCCUCGCCAAGCCUGCAUGUGGUCCCUGGACAUCAGCUCUUCCACCUGGCUGGGGCGUCGUCUUGGUCACUGUACUGACACCCGCAAAUAAAAGGAGAGGUUUCUGGUG